Molecule: messenger RNA, 1017 nt
Organism: Postia placenta MAD-698-R-SB12
Lineage: Eukaryota; Fungi; Basidiomycota; Agaricomycetes; Polyporales; Adustoporiaceae
Exons: 3
Coding region: 1-1017 (338 amino acids)
Source: RefSeq, a predicted model, not a curated record
AUGUCCUCCACCCUCUCGUUCCUCGACCAGUUCAAUGCCCCCUCAACCAAGGGCAGAAGGAGGAUUUCGAUCUACACCCCUAAGCACACCCACGUCGGCAAUAGCACUUUGCUGACACUACUUCUCAGUAACCCCACCGAUGUCUUCAAUAAACUCAAAACCCACAACCCCGAGGCAACCAAUGCCACCGACCGCACUGCACUAGAAGCAUACCUCUCCGCCCGCCAUGAAUACAAUGAGGCUGUCAAGGCAGCCGAUGAGGCCAUCAACCACCACAAGCGGCUCCUAUGGCGACAGGAUGACCGUGUCCUCACCGAGCUCAUUCGACUCGACAAUCUGAAAGUUGCCCAUCGCUUUCAACCGCUCCUACUGCGCAACAUCCGGGCGCGACACAACAAAUUCAUCCCACAUGCCAUCCCCAACGCAUACCUACCCCUACCUGCACCCCUACCGAUGUCUACCUUGAGGCGGCCCCCGAUCCCAUCCCCUUUCCUCCAAGCAAUGCCGCGGAGCACUACCAUCCUGGCUGACUGGCAACCCAACCCUGGCGAUGCGGAUCGUCUCGACACUGGGUACGGGACUGUCCAGACGUACGAUGCGCAGGAUGUGGAAAAGAAGCCCCUGGACACCUGGAAACCUGCACGACACGUGGGGGUGGUCGUCGACAACGUGUUCCUCGAGGGAAUCAUCAACGAGGCGAAGGAGAGGAAGGAGAAAGAAAGGGAGACGAAAGCGGUACCUAUUCCUCCACUGCGCAGUGCUAACCCCGAACCCCCGACCAGUCCCGUCGCGGGACCUUCGCGCCCCUGCCCCGAUACACCCGUCGUCUUUCGCAAAGUCGACCCCGACUGGACACCCGACACCACUCAAUGGACGUGGGACAGCUCCUGGCCGAAUCAGAAGCACCUCUCUGGCGAGGAAUGGAUGAACGUAGGGAGGAACGCACGCAAGGAGUGGUUCGACGAAGAGGAGGACGACGGUGUAGAUUGGGAGUUGUAUGGAGAUGGUGAGCAGUAA